This is a messenger RNA of Lentinula edodes (shiitake mushroom), 2328 nucleotides long. Its product is annotated as OPT oligopeptide transporter. Bases 1 to 2328 code for a protein of 775 amino acids. The transcript has 27 exons. Gene Ontology annotation, molecular function: oligopeptide transmembrane transporter activity. The record is from RefSeq and is a predicted model, not a curated record. Gene Ontology annotation, biological process: transmembrane transport. NCBI's taxonomy places the organism in Eukaryota, Fungi, Basidiomycota, Agaricomycetes, Agaricales, Omphalotaceae.
AUGUCGACUACACAGACAGUCACUGCUCGACAAGACAGCGGGCUCAUUGAUGACAUCGAGAAGAAGGACGUUCACACUCCUUCCAGCAACGAGAAACUUGAUUAUGUGGAGACCAUCGACUUUGACUCGACGGAUGAUCGGUCGGAGCAGCUGCGUCUGAAAGAGGUCGAAGAGCUCGAGGCUCGACUCGCAACUGGCAUCGCGGAUGAUAAGGAAUAUCUUGUCAGUGAUGCUCAUGAUCUAGUCAUUAAGGUUUUGAGUACUCGUGACGACUACGAGCUCCCCGUUCUUACAUUUCGAAUGCUUUUCCUUGGUCUUGGCUUCUCUGCUUUUGGCUCGGUGUUAGCGCAAUUGUACUACUUCAAACCACAGACGCUUUCUGUGUCGCAAGGCUUUCUGUUGAUUAUACUAUACUUUUUCGGAAAAGCUUGGGAAAAGGCGCUCCCUUCGCAUGGGCUUUGGUGGUAUCUCAAUCCUGGCCCUUUCAAUAUCAAGGAGCACGGUGCCGCUCUGAUCAUGGCGUCUACUGCAAGUUCUUCUGCGACAGCUAUCCAAGUUAUCUCAGUUCAAGAUCUUUACUAUGGAAAUAAGCUGAACCCUGCAGUGGCUAUAUUCACCCUCUUGUCCUCUCAGUUGAUUGGCUACUCAUUUGCUGGGUUGCUCAUUGAGGCUCUGAUCUACCCCUCCGUGACGUUUUGGCCAUCGAGUAUAACCCCAGCUAACAUGUUCCAAGCGCUUCAUUUCGAUGGUGGUCUAUCAAGCAAACGAACCAAAAUUUUCUGGCUUGUCUUUGCAGCUAUAUUUUGCUAUGAGAUCAUUCCCCAGUGGAUAUUCCCAUUGUUGACUGGCGUGAGUAUCUUCUGUCUCGUAGAUAAUUCCUCGGGUACUUUUCGCAAUAUCUUUGGCGGUGCAAGCAAUAAUGAGGGGAUGGGGCUCUUAGCCGUGUGUUUCGAUUGGAAUCUUAUCGGAUCGCCGUGUUUAUAUACCCCUCUCUGGACCCAGCUAAAUCAAAACAUUGGCAUCUGCCUCACUUACAUUCUCAUGUCGGCUGUCUACUACGGUAACAUCUGGCAAGGAAAGAGGUUUCCGUUCAUGUCUCAAGCAAUUUUCGAUAUCAAUGGUAACCAAUACAAUCAAACAGCCAUCUUAACGAACAACAAGUUUGACCCAGCCAAAUUCGAACAAAUCGGGCCGGCGUAUUUUUCUUCGACGAAUGCACUAUAUUUCAUUACCGCUAAUCUUGCCAUGGGCGCAACCCUAGUACACGUUGUCCUCUUCUAUCACGAUCAGUUGAUGCCAUUUAUACGGGCGUUCAACCCUUGGAACAAAACAGUCAGUGUUGUACACGAUGAGCAUUAUAUUGUUAUGAAACGCUACGACAAAGUUCCCAAAUGGUGGUUCCUAUGUCUGCUUGUAAUUGCCUAUUCGAUUUCACAGGCGACCGAUUACACAGGAAACUCGCACUUUACCUGGUGGCAGCUUACAGUGAUUCUGGUCAUAUCUUUAGUUUUCACAAUGGCCUACUGCACCACGUCGGCCAUACUAGGGUUUGCUCAGUUUAGCACUCAAUUAGACGGUUUCUACUCUAUGAUAGCUUCAUAUAUGGUUCCCGGGGACCCAAUCGCGAAUAUGUACGCUGCACUUUACGGCAGCCAGCCGACCGUACAGGGCAUCAUGCUUUUGGGUGAUUUGAAGCUUGGACAGUAUCUGAAGAUUCCACCGAAGAUCAAUUUCCUCGUUCAAGUUCUUGGAUGUGUUGUCGGUGCACUCCUUAACUAUGUCAUGGAGCUCUCCAUCGUCGCAAAUCAACGCGCCGCGCUGCUCACGAUAGCCGGCACUCGUUUAUGGUCGGGCCAGAACGCUCAGUCUUUCAACUCGAAUGCGAUUGCUUGGGGCGCUUUGGGCCGAGAAAUGUUCAGCCCUGGGAAGACCUACUACAUGGUUCCAGUUGCGCUAGCCCUUGGUGCACUCAUGCCAAUCCCACAAUACCUGCUCCACCGUCGAUUCCCCAGGAACAAAUUUCUGUCGAACUUUAACACCGGCAUUGUCAUGCAGUAUUCAUGCUUCUUGUCCGUUGGUAUCAACACGUCUGUAAAUACUUCUAGUCUCCUUGGUAUAAUGUCACAAUGGUGGAUGCGCACAAAGCACCCAAGGUGGUUCACAAAGUAUAAUUACAUUAUUUCCGGCGCGCUUGACGGAGGAACGCAAGUUAUUUCUUUCAUUCUCAAUUUGGCCGUGUUUGGUGCAGCGGGAACAGAGGUGGACUUUCCUCAGUGGUGGGGUAAUGAUUUCAAUCUCUCAGCAGACCGAUGUGCAGCUCCCGCAUAA